UGAAAUAAACAUGCUAACAGUGGACGGCGCUCACGCUCCCAAAAUAAUCUCCAUUCAUGAAUCCCGAGGUGCAGGUUUUGGUUUUGUACUUUGCUAAGAGCUCAGAGUUAUCAGGAGUCAAAUCAGAAACCAUCAGUGUUCAGUCUGAACUAAACAGCCUUCAACUGUGGCAACAACUGGAACUCAGACACCCAAAAUUGUCAGUGAUACGUGAGCAGGUGGUGCUGGCUGUACGGAGAGAGUACGUGGCUCUGGGUGAGCAUCGUGUUCACCUGCAGCACGGCGACGAGGUGGCCAUCAUUCCACCACUCAGCGGAGGCUAA
Trichomycterus rosablanca is the source of this 323-nucleotide messenger RNA. RefSeq names its product molybdopterin synthase sulfur carrier subunit (gene mocs2). Lineage: Eukaryota; Metazoa; Chordata; Actinopteri; Siluriformes; Trichomycteridae. The transcript has 3 exons. Gene Ontology annotation, cellular component: cytosol. The coding region runs from base 57 to 323 and encodes 88 amino acids. The record is from RefSeq and is a predicted model, not a curated record. Gene Ontology annotation, biological process: Mo-molybdopterin cofactor biosynthetic process.